Molecule: messenger RNA, 8382 nt
Organism: Gallus gallus (chicken)
Lineage: Eukaryota; Metazoa; Chordata; Aves; Galliformes; Phasianidae
Gene: ACER2
Product: alkaline ceramidase 2
Exons: 7
Coding region: 4679-5359 (226 amino acids)
Biological process (GO): ceramide metabolic process
Cellular component (GO): membrane
Molecular function (GO): hydrolase activity, acting on carbon-nitrogen (but not peptide) bonds, in linear amides
Source: RefSeq, a predicted model, not a curated record
GGGCAGAGGCGGGCGGGCGCCAUGGGCGCGAUGCUGUGGUGGGAUCAGCUGCGGGCCGGCAGCUCCGAGGUGGACUGGUGCGAGGACAACUACACCAUCGUGCCCGCCAUCGCCGAGUUCUACAACACGUUCAGCACCAGAGUCAUCUGGGUGGCAUAUCAUCCGUGUUUGAGGGUGUGUGGUGAAACAGUCUGCUUUCUUUGUUUCUGAUGUCACUGUGCAAGAACCAAAAACAAAAGGAGGAAAAGGUCAGGAUAAACAAUAAAUUUCUUGAAGAAACAAUGCGUUUUGAAGCCAGCAGUGCAGGGGGUUGGAUAUCCUUCUGACUGCGCUGAGCUGAUUAGCUGUGGCAAGAAAGCUUGCAAAAUGCUGGGAGCUGCAUGUAUGUCCAGGUGAUUAACUGAGCUUGCAGACAGACAAGCAGAGAGGCACAGCACAAAGUUUGCCCUGAAACCCCCUGUACUGCAGAAGCUUCAUCCAAGUCAGCUAACUGUACACCAAAAACAUGGAGAGUAGAGGCUGUGUUGAGGGUAGACAUGCUUCAGUAGUGAAGAGAUUAUGGAGACUGACUUCUGUGUUUGCAGCUUCUGAAAAUUAAUUCACAGUGAAUUGAUUGGGGCUGAGUGGUUGUGUUCCUGGAGACAGAGAUUCUUACAGGGUGGUAGGAAAGAUUUGGCCCUCUUGUGACAGGCACCAUAAGUGGACUCUGAAUUUUAUUCCUUCAUAGUUGUUUCUGUUCUGACACUGACUCAAACCCUUCAGAAGUUUCAGGUAACAUUCUUCAGCAGACCUGAAUAUGGGAUCUGGGUCUUCAAGCUGUAGAUUAAAACCUUGUUAAUCCGCAUUUUAGACUGCCACAGCUAAGAUCAGAGAUGUCGUUGAGGUCUCAUGCAGCAUACAAGCAGGAAACUGGAACAGCUUAUCUGAAACAUAUUUAGAAAGAUCCAUUUAAUUAUUCUUGUGGGACCCAACCUUAAUGUUGUGCGUAAAUUUAACUUGAUCUUGUUAAAAAGCAAAUCAAAGUGCUCAUCAGGAUUAAGUGAGUAGAAGAAUGUCUGUUCAGCAGUUCUGUACGAAUUAUUCACACAGUUUUUAUAAAACAUACACGUCCAAGAUGAUUUUAUGUUACACACUUUAAGAGACUAAAAAUAUUUCAUAACUAGGAAAUAAUAAGAAAACUAGCUUUUUCUUUUUUUAAAAAAAAUUCUCUAUUUAAUAAUUAAUCCUUGUACGAUGUAAUCUAUGUAAUUUUACUCUUGAACAAAAGCACAUACCUCCACACUCUUAAAAGAGUUUACAUAUGCAGAGGUAUUUGCGAAAGAAAAGACAAAAAAAAAAGAAUUUUUUUGUUCUUUACACUACUCAGAAAACUGAAAACUCUAUAACUUUUUUUUUUGUUACUAGUGAAAUUAGUACUUUUCAGUUUAGUGUUUUAUAAUCAAUUGUGCACAUAAUUGCCAAAUUUCCAUUUAAAGAGCACUGCCAGUGGUUUUUCUUUUUGUCUGUUCUUUAGUAGCAAGGAGAUAAAUGUUUUUAGAGGCUCUUAGACUGAGAAUCUGCUUAUACUCUGACAACAUCCUUUUUACUACUUUAGUCUUGUGGUACAUGUCUGUGGUGUGUGCUUGUGUAGGAAGGUUGAAGAUACAAACCCUCUAAUUUCACUGAAGAGUUAUUCCAUUUUUGCUUCCCUUUCUCACAAGACAUGCAGCCUCAGUGGCUGAAGGCUGCAGCUACUAGCUGUCAGACUUAGCAAAUAGUAAAUAAUCUUUGGUAAGACCAUGGGAAAUACCACAUACAGACUGUGUGGGCAAAAUUAUGCGGUCAUGAUCUGAGCUGGCCACUGGAAUUCCAUCUGUGGCCUGUGGCCUGUAUUUCUUUCAUACAAGUAAGUAGUUGGAAAUUAAAAGCAGAGAUCCUGAAUUGUGUAAAGCCAGGGGAUGGACUUUUAUUGUUGGGCUUCUUACCUUUUAUUGUAUCUUUGAAUUACCUUUUGCAAAUCCCAAACGAAAAUCUUAGUACUCCUCUUCUUUAAACUUUUUGCACUGAUCUUAACUUUACAGAGUUCUGAAUUGUACAUUACCAAAUCAUAUAGGCCAUUGGUGUACUAUGUGAAAACUUGUUUAUGCAACAUACUUUCUAAAACCAGAGCCCAGUGGAUAGAUGCCUCACUUGUUUGGGAAACCUGGCAUUAACCCUGGCAGUGCAUCUAAGGGUGUGGUUCUUCUAGGGAGCCAGGCUGAUGGCAGAGGGUGAAAGCCAGCAAGUCAGUUCUCAUGUUGAUGUAGCUGACUGCGAACUUGAAACUAAGAGAACUUAAGCAGCAUAUUUCAGAUCAUGUUCCAGAGCUCUGGUAUGAAUACAGCUUGUGGAAAUUACUGUGUAUGGAGUCUAAGAAACAAAACUGAGUUAUUUCGUGAAAGAGAGGCAGAAGUAUCGUGUUUUAUUUCCAAACUUAAUAGAAAAGAAUUUUGGCAUCAAAAUUCUUUUGGAUUUUACAGUGAUAUGUAAUUUCCCUGUAGGCCACUGCAGUGAGUAUAAAUCCAGCCUAGUUUUUACUCAGUGCGAUUACUUAGUCUGAUUUACUUCACUGGUCAGUUCUGGCUAUAGAGAUGAAAAGAUUUUCUGUCACAUUCCUUAGUUUAUAACCAUUUUUUAUUUUUAUUUUUUUUUCCUUGGUAUCUCUCUUUGACCUAACCAUGGCUAAAUGCUUAAAAUGUUUAGAGCACUCAGAGGCUCUCAGAGGACUUGCUUAUAUUCCAUCAUCCCUGCUGCCAAUCACUGUUUAAGUUUCCAACUUGCUGCGGGAUAAGGAGAGCCUUCCCACUCUCUGCUUGUAAAAGAAGGUGGCAGACUAGAACUCUGGUCCAUGAGUGCAUUCCAAAUGGCCCAAUAUAUCUUUGCUGCACAGAGGUGGGUGGUUUUUAUGUGAAUGGACGAUGUUUGCAUGAACAUGUUUGGGUGAAUGUGGAGGUUUUAUGUGGCUUAAGGAAAUUUGUCUGCCUCUUAACAUCUGUUUUAGGACAUUCUCUGUAAAUAUCUCUUUGGUCUUUCUGUUGCAUCCUCAGGGAUAUGCUGCACUCUGGCAUUGCUAGGUGCCUCCUGCCAUUUUAGUGGUGGCAAAAUUUGCUGCCUUGGUGGACUGAGGAAAUUCUUUAAGUCUUCUCCUGUUGCUACUUAAGAGGUGCUUCGUCUAUGGCACUGCUGACGUCUGUUUCGUAACUGGUUUGUGAGGCUGGUUUCAUAUUUCAGCUGGCAGAAGGAGGCAGAGGAUUCAUUAGAGGACAGUUUGUAAAGGGGCUUGAAUGAAACUGAUAAGGCUCCGGCCUGCUUUGCAUUCAGGCAGCUUUUACCACAGUCUGGAGAAGUCUGGGAGCCAGGCAGAGUAAGCUGGUAGUUCAAAGCUGAGCAGUAUGAGUGGCUUCAGUGAAAAUGUGAGUCCUCGUGGGGCCUGGGCUGCAUCAACAUGAGCUGUAGGAACUACUGAUUGGCCAGAGGAUUUUGUCCUUCCUCAUGUUGGUUUAGAAGGGCAAUCCAGUGGGAGCAGAGCGGUGGCUGUGUUCUAGUGUGUCCCCAUUGAGACUGGUCAUCACUGUGGCCCAACGGCAAGAAGCAUGGUGACUUCUCCCCUUCGUGGCAGGCCUGGAGGUUCAUGCUCUUUGUCUCCAAAAGCUGCCAAGAUCUUUUCUCUUUCUAUCCAUCCCCUCCUUUCUCUUUGUCUUUGCACCCCACCAUUAGGCAACCAGGUGCUCGUGGCAGUGGAACUGUCUGUGUGCUGAGCCUUUUCAUGCAGCCUUAGGACAUGUGCUCCAGCAGAUGUGAGUUUGUUAAGGUGUCUAAAGACGGUGUUACCAGUCAUUAUGAAAAUUUCUCCUUGCCUGUUUUGUAGUGGCUGCUCUAGCUUUGUUUUAGGUAGAGAAGAUAUGGGAUUUUACAAUCCCUUUUAAAAUCCCCAAUGGGAUUUUAAAAUGAGCGUGUGAUAGAUCUUUUUAAGUGUUUUACUUAAAUGAAUUUUGAAAGAAAUGCAGCUUGUCUUUGAGGAGGUACCUUUGGUAUGAAGAAAAGUGGCGCACGUGAAGUAGAUGGUGCUGAGAAGCUGCUGCUGUAAUUAUUGUCAGUUUAGAUGUCAGACUAGGAGUAUGUUUUGACGAGUCUUGCAAAUGUUAAAUUAGAUGUGUCCAUUUUAAUAAUUGCAACCUCUGCUCUCACACUGUCUGAGACAGUGCUGAAUGGUGGGUAGUUAUUAAAUGAAUAAAUGCCUUCUCUGUUUGCUGUUCCUGAAUCCUUUUCUGUUAGAUUUUCAUUCACGUCAUUAAGUGUCCACGAGUCUCUCGAGAAGGAGAUCUAUCCCAGAGGAGUGCUGUUUAUCUCAGAAUUCUUUUAUAAGUCCAUUUUAGGGGAACGUUGGUAGAGAUUAUUUUGUAACAGGGCUGGGUUAGCUACGGGGAUUGUGAGGAGAUGAAGGCUUGGCAGUUCAUCCUUGCCCUUGUCCCAUUGUGAAGUAGCAGUAGUGUCCGUGGCUGGCCCUCAGCAUAUGCAACUUCUUACUGAAAGAACUGGGUGAUACUACAGUGACAGCUCCUGCUAAUGACAGAUAAAGCAUUUUCAGCAUAUAACUGAAGAAUGAUGCUUUGGAUUGUUGAUAAGCAACGUCUUAUUUUUUGUUUUACCACCCAUAUGUAUGUGCUUAUUCCGUCAAUACGCAACCUGCUUCAACAGCGGAAUAUAUUUAAUAUGGACUCUACUAGUUGUGGUCGGAAUUGGAUCUGUUUACUUUCAUGCCACCCUCAGCUUCCUGGGUCAGAUGCUGGAUGAGCUGGCUAUUCUCUGGGUCCUUAUGUGUGCUCUUGCCAUGUGGUUCCCUAGGAGAUAUCUACCAAGAGUUUUUCGAAAUGACAGGAGCCGGUUUAAAGCUGCUGUUGGUGUCCUGUCUGGAGUUACUACCUGCCUUGCCUUCAUUAAACCUGCCAUCAACAACAUCUCACUAAUGACUCUGGGUGUUCCUUGCACAGCUUUACUCAUUGCUGAGUUGAAGAGGUGUGAAAACCUGCGUGUGUACAAGCUUGGUCUGUUUUCAGGUCUUUGGUGGAUGCUAGCACUUUUCUGCUGGAUCAGUGACAAAGCUUUUUGUGAGAUCUGGUCAUCAUUUAACUUCCCCUAUUUGCACUGUGUAUGGCACAUUUUGAUUUGCCUUGCGGCUUACCUAGGCUGUGUCUGUUUCGCUUACUUCGAUGCUGCCUCCGAGAUCCCUGAGCAGGGCCCCGUCAUAAAGUUCUGGCCAAGUGAGAGAUGGGCAUUCAUUGGCGUUCCCUACGUCACCCUCCUCUGUGCACACAAGAAAUCACCGGUGAAGAUCACAUGAAGUUGGCUAUGGAGUGGGAUGGAUUUUCAACUUUCAUUCCAGCUCAGACAGUAUCUAAAAUAAUGACAAAUGAAUAGGGUUGUAUUUUAUCUUCUUCUUAAGAUAAGCAGCCUUCCCAGUGUCAUAGAAACAGGUGGCAACUGUGUUCUUUCUCCUCCUUCCGGAGGAAAGAAAGGUAACAGGAACAUGAAAGCUCUUGAACUGUUUUCUCUGGUUGGCUCUAUUUUGCACUUUUUUUUUUUAAAUGUAGCAUUUCACUUGAUAAAAGUUAUUUCCAAGUGUCUGUGACUAGAAAUGAUGCCGCUGCAGUAGACCACUUUUGAUGCUUGGUUCACUUUUGUUAACCUCUGUCUUGAGGCAUUCUUUGUAAGAUAAACUUAUCAAAGAGGCCUGCUGUCGUUUUUGUGUCCUCAGCUCUGAUGUAUGUGUCCUUCUCAGCUCAGAUGUAGAUGUAAUUGCACAUUGGCCACAAGGGCGUGCUCAUGUUCCUCCCAUCCCUGGAGUGCAAUAGGGGGAGGCUGGAUGUGCAUCAAUUUGGAUCAGAGAGCAUUUGAUUGUUUCACCAAGUACAGCAGGAGACCAGUGCAAAGUGAUUAUCACUGGAUAUCUCUAUCAAAGCAGUUAGACAGUGUAAAUGUGGAAAUAGCUGACAGAAGAUACAGUCCCUAAGACUAUAUAGGAAUUCAGGGGUUUUGAAUGUUUCUGUAUUUCCGCUGAUUUGUGGACAUUAAUAUGCUGCACAUUUUCCUCUUAAUGAAAUGUUGUGGAAAUCCUUCUCUACCUCAGCAGACACGUUUGGUAUUGAAUUUGUUAUUGAAGCUUACACAGAAAUAUGAGGUUUAACUUCUGUCAGAGCACAGAUCAGCAUAGAUUGUCAGUGUGGUUAAAUUGCUAAGACUCCUGGGGCACCUAGCUGUAUAUCUAAUUUGAGAGUUAACUUCUCAACAAAGCUUUGCAAAGUGACAUGAACAGUAGUCCAGUAGUGCUCUGCUGAUGGUAUUUAGGAAAAAAAUAGGUAGCAUAGGUACCUGAUUAAAAACAAAGAUAAAAGACAUAGAUUUCAGUAACCAAUGAAAUGUGAUAUUCAGUCUUGCAAAGUUAGCAAGGAACAGUAGAUUCAAGUUUUCUGUUAGUUUUCAGCUUGUUUUGUAAGAGGUGCAGUUAGUUUAAAGUUUUACAUUGGGAUUGAAGUUCAGGAAUGGCUAUGGUUCUUGCAAGCUAGAUCUGAUCUGAUAGUACUAGAUCUGAUAACAAAACAGUGCAAAGUACAGGUAAGUUUUUUUAAAAUAUUGGUUGUGACUGCUGUGGUCUUGGAGAAAAUGGGGUCUACUUAAAUUCUACCAAAUAUCAGAACUGUAGGUAGGUUAAGGAUUUAGAUGUGCAUUUUUAGUAAAGUGAUACUUCCUUUUUGAAUACUAGACCAAGAAAUAACAUUUUCUCUGUGCUUUGCUACUGAGUCUCAUGUACUUAUUUUUUAUGAAUAUGAAUGUGUACUCUGUACAGUAUCAUCUUAAGGAAAAUGGCUUUUAACAAGAACUUUGGGGUGAAUUAGCUUUCAAGCAUUGUAAAACCUUUUAGGUAAUUUUAUAUUCAAAUUUAUGCUGAGAAAAUGGAAGCUGAUGUGUAUGCUAUUACCCUUAAAGCAAAGUCGUUAGUAGGGGAUAUAACUUCUUGAGAACUUUGAGAUGGGUAAGUAGCCUACUGUCAGAUUGAUUAAUGGAUCACAAAAAUAGCCAAAUCUGUUUACUUCAUUGCAGCAAUGAAUAUUUAUACCACUUGCUUGUAGAAUUGUUGGACAGAAACAUGGUUUGGGGCACAUAUUUUUGUAUGAAACUUGUUUGUAACUAUACACACAGUAAUGUUUGUUACUUGUUGAAAGCCAGCUACUUUUUCCAUUUUUCUUCUUCUCUUCUUGAUUCUGAAAUGCUCAGUUCUAACCAAUUCUCAGGUAUUAAUCUUGUGAUUAGAUCUUUAUACUGAUAAGCUUACUGGCUGGAACCCAGCUAAGGUUGCUGUUUUCAGAUAAAGCCCUACUUUGAGUAACAUUUUUUCAAUAUUGCUUACUAAAUUAUUAUAAUAUUAUUAUAUUACUUAUUGCUUAAUAUUUUAUUUGAAAGAAAACUGUGACUUAGAGGGCUCUAACCAUCCUGCAGACAGCUGCUGUCUUCUGCCCUACAGAGUCUGACUGCUCACAAAGAAAUGAUUUUAUAAUUUAAAAAACGUAGGGCAGCCAGCUGUUGCAGAAGUGAAUAAAUAAAUACAGUUCGGAAUAAUCUUGAAUUUAUUUAUUAACUAACCUCUAACCCUUAUACUUUUCAUAGGAGAUGCUGUGAACAAGUAUUAGUAUCCAUUGUAUGAAACUACACUGUAGAACUGAUUGGGGGUAUUCCAGGUAUAAGGGCACUCCAGCAUUUUCAGAUGUAGUUACUGCACUUUACCUUAAAUUAAUAUUAGCUUAUAUUCCAACAAAAGCCACAUUUAUUUGAAAAAUGAAAAGAAUGCAGGUUUUCCAUAUUCACAGUUUUACAGAUUAUACUUAGAACCAAGGCUCCAGUUUAGAAUAACAUCAGUGCAGAAAGAAGUAUGUAAUUGGCACACCACGGGGUUUGUGCACUGCCCUUAUCAAAAAGAUGAAUAGAAACGUGCACAAAUAGGCCUGUUAUCCUGGAGUAUGAAGUGAUGGUUUUAAAAUCUGGAAUGUUUCCUUCCUUUGCUGGCAGGAAGUUGUUGGGUUUCUAGACUUCACUUUCAAUUACUAUUUUAGUUUAACUAGUGGAACGCAAUAGUGUGUCGAGCAUAAUGUGGAUUCUUUAUAGAUAGAUGUUGGUAUGUGAGGUGCAUCAUUCUCUGAGUUAAACUUUAAGAAUAUUUAAGAAUAUUCAAGAAACACUUGCCCAAUUCACAGUCAUUCAGUAAAUAGUGUGUAAGGAAUUGUUUUGUUUUGCAUCUCAUUUGAAGUCUGUAUUCUGAGUAUUUGUGGAAAGCAUGUAAUACUUGCAACAUUAAAUUGCCUUCAGAAUAAA